UCCCCUCGCGAGCCCUGAGCGCUGGCGCUGCCGGGCCUGCGCCGCCGUCCCAGCGCUCCCGCCCCCGGAGGAGGCGAGGCCCGGCGUCAACAGACUCGCCCGAGCGGGCCGGGAGGCGCGAAGGCGCCGGGCGGAGCAGCCUCGGAGAGGAUGCCUCGACUCCCUGGCCGCGCGGCGCUCCCCCUCUGCGUGGUGCUGCUGACCGCGCUGCUGGCCGCGGUGCGAGGGCUCCCCCUGCGGAAGCCGCGGGGCCCCGGCUGGAGCCACGUGAGGCUGGCGGAGGUCUCGGCCUCCCCAGACCCCAGCUCUCCUAGAGAAGAAGAGGAGACCCCUCUGCUCUCCAGAGCCCGCCUCCAGGCAGGGCUGCGCCGACACAGACGCUGGGCUCUCACUGAGCCAGCAGCCCUGACCCUGGACAAGACCUCCUUGCCCGGGACCCUGGAGGACGCUCCCUUGCUGCUGGAGCUGCAGAAGCUGCCGGGAUUGGCCAACACAGACCUGAGUGCCCCAAACCCCAAUAUCCAGGUGACCAUCGAAGUGGUGGAGGACCCCCAGGCUGAGGUGGAGAUGGACCUGCUGGCUGAGCCUAACAAUCGCUGGUCCCAGGGUGCCCCCAGCUGGCUGCCUGCCAAGGAGCUCUUCUGGCCCCUAUUCUGGGGCUACCUGGAGGGCGAGGAAGGGAGGCCCAGCCUCAAGGGCAGAGCCCCAGGGGAAGAGGAGGACGAGGAAGAGGAGGAUUACCCUCCAGAGUACAGUGAGAGUGAGGACCAAGAGGACAGCGAUGGGGAAGAUGAUGACGCCGACCAGGAGCGUGGGUUCAGCGGGGCCGCAGGAGGCUGGGAGCAGGGCUGGCUGUCCCCCGGGGACCGGGCCUUCAAAGAGCCUGAGAGCUACGACUCUGAGCUUCAGGAGGAAUGGAGCCCCUGGUCUCCCUGCAGUGGGAGCUGCGGCAGCGGCAGCCAGCAGAGGACUCGGCCCUGUGGCUACGCCUGCACUGCCACCGAGUCCCGUGCCUGCGACCUGCCCCCCUGUCCUGGCGCUGAGGACAAGGACCCCUCGGGCUUCCCCAGUGAGAGGUGGCAGCCCCUGGCCCACAAUGCUACGGACAUGCUCAGCCCAGAUGUGGACAGCUGUGAGAAGUGGCUGAACUGCAAGAGUGACUUCCUAGCCAAGUACCUGAGCCAGGUGCUGCGGGACCUGCCCAGCUGCCCGUGUGCGUACCCGCUGGAGGCCGUGUCCAGCGCCGUGAGCCUGCAGGACGAGCACCAGGGCCGCAGCUUCCGGUGGAGGGACGCCAGCGGCCCACGCGAGCGCCUGGACGUGUACCAGCCCACGGCCCGCUUCUGCCUGCGCUCUCUGCUGUCCGGGGAGAGCAGCACGCUGGCCGCCCAGCACUGCUGCUACGACGCGGGCAGCCGGCUGCUGACCCGAGGCAAGGGUGCCGGCGCGCCCGACCUCGUCAGCACCGACUUCUCGCCCGAGCUGCACUUCAAGGUGGACACGCUGCCCUGGAUCCUGUGUAAGGGGGACUGGAGCCGCUACCACGCCGUGCGGCCCCCGAACAAUGGCCGGGCCUGCACGGACAACCCCCCCGAGGAGGAAUACCUGGCGCAGUUGCAGGAGGCCAAGGAGUUCUAAUGAGGGCUGCUGUGCUGGAGAACCUUCCUCGUGGGCCGCUCACCCUGCCUGGCCCAGACCUGGUGAGGCCAGUCUGGUGCCUCGAGCCCUCUGCCUCUGAACCCGAGGCGGGGAGGUCAGCACCCCAGGUGUCGGUGUGGGGUUGGGGAGAAGGUUGAAGCGUGUAUAAGGCCCAGGGUGAGAGGAGGGAGCUCAGCUCCCAAGGCCCCCGGGGCUGCCGGGAGAUGCGUAUCUGUGGCGGCCUUACCUCUUGCCCGCUGGGAGGCUCUGUCGCAGCCUGGACACCCAUUGUCCUCCCUCUCCCUCUGUGCUCAGGUGUGCGCCGGGCUCUCCACACAUCCUGAUUCCCGGGACCUGCGGUGAGUCACUUAGAGCCCCAGCCCUGAGGGCCAGUCUCGUCGUCCCGGCCCGCGGGCCAGCGGCCAGCCAACCCUGGGCCAGCAGCCUUCCUUAGCGCUGAGCGGUCGCACGUGGCCCGCUUGCCCACCCCCGCUGGGAGGGUUAACCUCAGCCCCGAGCUGCCUUUCGUUGGACACCACUUUAGUCUAGGGCUGAAGGCCAUCAGUGGGACCAUAAGUGGAUAGACAGGCCGUGGCAGCCAAGACAAGGCAGGAUCCAGGUGCAGAACGGAUCAAUGAACUCUGGUCCCUUUCUUUGUCCAGCUCACCUCUGUUCUGUCCAGGUUGUAGGAAUGUGUGGGGCUGGGAGUUCACAGCGCCCUGAAUGAGCACAGCGGCCAGGCUUGGGGUGGGUUCAGAACCAGCCCAGAAGGAUGUGUCAUGUGCAGGGUGAGCUGGUAAAUCAGCUCUCCCGGGGGGGUGGCAGGGGGACAGCCCCAAUUUGUAGCAUUUGGGCAAUUUCUGUGGUGUAAACGUUCCCACCGUGGCCCACUUCAAGCUCCCAAGGUGAUGUUGCUGAAUGCACUGAGCUCAGGGUUGGGAAGAGAUGCGUAUGAUCAGCUCUCCCAGCACAUCUCGUGCCCCUUCCCUGCCUCUCCUCACCCCCCUUCUCCCCCUCCCCUCUGCAACCACACUUUCUUGCCUUCUGUGGGGUUGACAUGCUGAUAUCCCAACUGUCUCUGUUCAUAAAAGCCUCCAAAAGUAGGGAAGUUCAGUCCUAGGCCCUAGGCAGCUGCCCUGAAACUCUCUGGGAACCUCAGCAAUAAAGCACUUUAUUUUCAAAUUCUGUCUGAUGAAGAAUUUGGAGCCCCAGCAGAGCAGAGGGGCGUAGGGAUCCCUUGCUUGCAGUCCCAGCCAAGCUCCCCUGGGCUGCGUUUGUGAUUACCUAACCCUGCUGGGCAGGCAGAGCUCCGGGGUGCAGAGUUUAGUUUAGACUAAACAUCAGUUAGGUUAUCUUUACUCGGUUAUCUUUACUCAAACUCGUGAAGGGUUACCUGGGAGGCAGGGAAGAGCUAGCAGGACCUUAGGGGCACAUUCACUCCAAGUGCUUUGGUCAGAUAGAUCAAUUGCACUUACACCAGAGGAAGUGACCCCCACUUCCCCAAGCAACUUGCUGCAAGGGGAUCCGAUGCGAGUUGUCCCAAGAACUACACCUAUGAGAGAGGUGGACCCGCCCUACCUUAGUUGGUACCCUUACCACACACUCCACUGUCACUUCUGGCAUUUGGGGAAGUCACAUCAGGAAGCAGAAUGAGACAAGGUGUGUUCAGAGUCACUACCUGGAGAAACUCAGAGAGCCAGAUAUUUCCAAUUACAUCACACCUAGAGGGAGGUUUAUUAGUCUGGUCCUGGAUCACCGUCUGACAGCACUCUGGGGCAACUAGAAUAUUACAGGGUCAGAGAGGCCAGGAUCUCAGGUCACUAGGUGGGAGCCAAGUUCCCUUCCCUGUCUCUUGUCUGGGGAAUUCAAUACGAUUAGCACAGGAAUGUUUUAAUUAUGUUUUAGCUGAAACUUAAAAAAAAAAAAAUAACAAGAUAGAGAUAUCCCGGAGUCUGUUUUCACAGGAAA
Messenger RNA from Balaenoptera musculus (blue whale), 3606 nucleotides. RefSeq names its product isthmin 2 (gene ISM2). The record is from RefSeq and is a predicted model, not a curated record. The coding region runs from base 151 to 1638 and encodes 495 amino acids. NCBI's taxonomy places the organism in Eukaryota, Metazoa, Chordata, Mammalia, Artiodactyla, Balaenopteridae. The transcript has 6 exons.